Molecule: messenger RNA, 3930 nt
Organism: Penicillium expansum
Lineage: Eukaryota; Fungi; Ascomycota; Eurotiomycetes; Eurotiales; Aspergillaceae
Gene: luA
Product: 3-isopropylmalate dehydratase LEU1
Exons: 7
Coding region: 1-3930 (1309 amino acids)
Biological process (GO): L-leucine biosynthetic process
Cellular component (GO): 3-isopropylmalate dehydratase complex
Molecular function (GO): 3-isopropylmalate dehydratase activity; oxidoreductase activity, acting on NAD(P)H; 4 iron, 4 sulfur cluster binding
Source: RefSeq, a predicted model, not a curated record
AUGUCAACCACUACUACUUGCCUCCAACUCGAAGAGUUGCAGAAGACCCCAACUACUUUCCACCAAUACUUGUUUUCGGAGUCCGUCUCAGAUUACUCCAAUGAGUCAAGAUCUGAGAGUGAACCCCCCUCGCCGCGGUCUGAGGAGUCAACACAAAGAGUCUUGCUUCUCAAGGGGGCCCGUGAACAGUAUGCGUUGGUAGAUGAUCAUGCUAUUCCUUCUGUCUUGCAUGAGGGAGAGAUUCUUGUCAAGGUUCUUGCAAUCGGCCUCAACCCAGUCGACUGGAAGGGACCGGCAUACAACUUUGGUAUCCCUAGCCUGCCAUGGAUCAACGGGCGGGAUCUGGCUGGUCUUGUACUACAAGUCCCCAAAGGGUCAUCACGUCUUCGUGUAGGGGAUGUUGUGCUUGUCCCAUCAACAGAUUACCGGGAUAUUAGGAAAGCGGCAUUCCAAGAAUAUGCCAUUGCCACCGACUUCAAUGCUGCCCGAAUUCCUUCUUCAACAUCUAUCCACGCUUCAGCUUCCGUCGGAGUCGCAUUCGUCGCUGCUGUGUUGGCUUUAGGUGUCUCAUUUGGAAUAGACUUCUCCCUCAUCACAAAAACUCCGGGUCCUAAUUUGCCCAAUAUUAUCAAAAAGCUUGACAGAAAUGAUGUACCCGCCGACAUACAUGAAGAAUGCUUCGCAUCAUUAUUGGACUCAGAAAAACCACAACGUGGGGACUGGGUUGCUAUCUGGGGAGCCUCAACAACUACUGGCCUGAUAACUCUUCAACUGGCGAAACUCGCCGGGUUACGCGUAAUUUGUGUAGCCGAUGCAGCACGGCAUGGGGCUAAGCUUGUCCAGUCCGGUGCAGAUCUGCUAGUCGAUCGACAUGACAUCGAUCGUGCAGUGGAAAUUAUCCGCGGUGUCACCGGGGGCAAACUGCGAUAUGCCAUUGAUAUAGUCGGAAGAGACACAGCAACACAGCUUGAAAAGGCUCUUAAUCCUGAUGGCCACGCCCAUCUCCUUGGAUUCAGCGGUCUGCCUAAAGAGAAAAACCCCGGGGUACAAUAUCACACUGUGCCCAUUAAGCUCUUCCACACGGCUCCUACCGUGGGUGAAGCUAUGGUGUGCUGGUUGGAGGAUCUUCUGCAAUCGACAAAUCUCACAUUACCAGAGAUUGUCCAUGCAGAGGGUGGGUUAGAGGGUAUUAAUGCUGCGCUCGAGACAUUGCGGAGUGGUUCAGUGUCUGGAAAGAGGAUCGUGGUCGAUCUGGGUUCUUCGCCUCACGAGGUUCCCCAGAGGUUCCCCAUACCCACUUGGGUUAUGCCACAACACCCUGAUCGCAGUACAAGCGUUGAGUCAAAAAAUGGCGGCCGAUCGGAGGCGGAACCUCGCAAGUCACAGCCAAUCAGCGCGUUUGAAUUACAUUGGUCCGGAGCGGUCUACGGGUAUCCGCCGGAAACCGAGCUUAGCCGCGUUCCCCUUUUUGGAUCAUCCAGCGCCGACCGGUAUCGGCCACCCCCUGUGUUGCCACCUCGGCCAAUAAAAUUUGUACCAUUCGCCGCUGACCGGCCGAGACCGGCGUUGCCCCUCGAGAAGCUGUCCAGCGACAUCGCGGAUGCUUCAGAGCAGAAAAAUAUAUCAGUCAUUCACAUUCCAGUUCCCUUGGUCUCGGACCACAUCGUCAAUGAGCAAGAAGAUGGAACUUGCUUGAUCUACAUUGACCGACACCUCGUUCACGAGGUCACAUCUCCUCAGGCUUUCGAGGGACUCAAAAAUGCUAGCCGCCAGGUCCGCCGGCCAGAUUGCACACUGGCCACAGUUGAUCACAACAUCCCCACCACUUCACGGAAGAAUUUCAAAAAUGCCGCCGACUUCAUCAAAGAGAAUGAUUCGCGUCUCCAAUGCACAACCCUGGAGGAGAACGUGAAGGAUUUUGGCCUCACCUACUUCGGUAUGGGUGACAAGCGCCAGGGUAUUGUCCACAUUAUUGGCCCGGAGCAGGGUUUCACUCUGCCCGGCACGACUGUCGUCUGCGGUGACAGCCACACCUCCACACACGGUGCUUUCGGUGCCCUCGCGUUCGGUAUCGGAACUAGUGAAGUCGAGCACGUCCUCGCAACCCAGACCCUCAUUACCCGCCGCAGCAAGAACAUGCGCAUCCAGGUUGAUGGCGAGCUCCCCGCUGGCGUUACCAGCAAGGACGUCGUUCUCCACAUCAUCGGUGUCAUUGGCACUGCUGGAGGUAACGGUGCUGUUAUUGAGUUCUGCGGAUCCGUCAUUCGUGGUCUGAGCAUGGAGGCCCGUAUGUCCAUGUGCAACAUGUCCAUUGAGGGUGGUGCUCGUGCUGGUAUGAUCGCACCCGACGAGAUCACUUUCGAAUACCUGAAGGGCCGUCCUCUGGCCCCCAAGUACGGCAGCGCAGAGUGGAACAAGGCCACCAGCUACUGGUCCAGCCUGAAGUCGGACGUUGGUGCCAAGUACGAUAGCGAGGUUUUCCUUAACGGCAAGGAUAUUAUUCCCACCAUUUCAUGGGGUACCUCUCCCCAGGACGUGAUCCCUAUCACUGGUGUUGUCCCCAGCCCCGAUGACUUCGAGGAUGAGAACCGCAAGGCCUCUUGCAAGCGUGCUCUCGAGUACAUGGGUCUUGUCUCUGGAACACCCAUGAAGGAGGUCGUGGUUGACAAGGUCUUCAUUGGAUCUUGCACCAACGCCCGUAUCGAGGAUCUGCGUGCCGCUGCCAAGGUGGUUAAGGGCCGUAAGGUCGCCUCCAACAUCAAGCGCGCUAUGAUCGUCCCUGGAUCCGGUCUCGUCAAGGAGCAGGCUGAGUCCGAGGGCCUCGACAAGAUCUUCACUGAUUCCGGUUUCGAAUGGCGUGAGGCUGGCUGCUCCAUGUGCCUGGGCAUGAACCCAGAUAUCCUGUCCCCCAAGGAGCGCUGUGCCAGUACCUCCAACCGUAACUUCGAAGGUCGCCAGGGUGCCCAGGGUCGUACUCACCUCAUGUCACCCGCCAUGGCCGCUACUGCCGCCAUUGUCGGCAAGCUCGCUGAUGUUCGUGAGCACAUCGUAGCCAGCCCCGUCCUCGGCAAGGCCUCGCCCAAGAUCGACGUUGAGCCCGUGUUCGAAUCCCCCGAGACCGAGGACGAACUCGACCGUGUUCUCGACUUCCCUGCCGACAACGAGCCCCACGCCAACUCCUCUGCCCCUUCCAGCGGCGGUGGCAAGAGCACUGGUCUCCCCCCCUUCACUACCCUGAAGGGUAUCGCCGCGCCUCUGGAUCGCGCCAACGUCGACACCGACGCCAUCAUCCCUAAGCAAUUCCUCAAGACCAUCAAGCGCACAGGUCUCGGUACUGCGCUGUUCUACGAGCUCCGUUACACCGACGACAAGGAGAACCCCGAUUUCGUCCUGAACCAGGGCAUCUACCGCGACUCCAAGAUUCUUGUUGUUACCGGUCCUAACUUCGGAUGCGGUAGCUCCCGUGAGCACGCCCCCUGGGCUCUGCUCGACUUCGGUAUCAAGUGCAUCAUCGCCCCCUCCUUCGCCGAUAUCUUCUUCAACAACACCUUCAAGAACGGCAUGCUUCCCGUUGUCGUCUCUGACGAGGUUGCUCUGCAGAAGAUUGCCGAUGAGGCCCGCGCCGGCCGUGAGGUCGAGGUCGACCUUGUUAACCAGGAGAUCAAGGAUGCUCAGGGUAACAAGAUCACCGCCUUUGAGGUCGAGGCUUUCCGCAAGCACUGCCUUGUCAACGGCCUCGAUGAUAUUGGUCUUACUCUCCAGAUGGAGUCCAAGAUCCGCACUUUCGAGUCGAAGCGCACCCUUGAUACCCCCUGGUUGGAUGGAAGUGCUUACCUUCGCCGUGACCGCCGUGGCGCGACUAUGGUCGAGGCUGCUCCUGUUCCUAAGACCAACCGUGGCGAUGUGAAGAACGAGCCUCUUGAGUGGUAA